Molecule: messenger RNA, 939 nt
Organism: Emericellopsis cladophorae
Lineage: Eukaryota; Fungi; Ascomycota; Sordariomycetes; Hypocreales; Bionectriaceae
Exons: 3
Coding region: 1-939 (312 amino acids)
Source: RefSeq, a predicted model, not a curated record
AUGUCUGUCGCGAUCCAGACGCCGGGCGUCUUUGCGGUGACGAGCAUACCAGCCCCCGUGAUGACCGCUGGGCCCGAGCUCUUUCGCCGCCAGGACGACCCGGAAACAUGUGGUUUCUGGUCCUUCACCGAUCGCGUGUCACCCUACUCCGAAUACGUGUGCGUGGGGGGCUGCACGACGCAGUGGAGCGCAGGCCUACACGGUUGCAAGGAAAUUUUUGCGUCGACCUGUUACGACGCCAGCGACAGCUACUGCUCCUCGGAUGUGUCUCUGCUACCGGGCGAACUUUGCUGCACCCAAGAUCAGUUCACCAACUGCGUCACGGCGUCCAAGCAGGACGAGGGCCGCUGGCUGAAGGCCUACGAGUGUUGGGUGGGCUUGAGCGGCGAGGCCUACAUCUCCGUCUCUGCGACGAUUGUCGAGACGACCGACGGCACUACCGUCACCACGGAGCUCACCACGGAUGUACCUACCGCCACCGAGACCGAGGACUCGGGGGGGAGCAAGGCCACCAACAGCCCCGCGGGGGGCGAGAACGAGAGUGAAACAUCCGCCACUGCGACCAGCGACGCGGGCGAGGGCGACUCAACAGGCGAAGCGUCAGAGAGCGAGAAUGACGGGAAGGACAGCUCGGGGCCUCCUAUCGGCGCCAUUGUCGGCGGUGUCAUUGGUGGCGUGGCGCUGAUUCUGGGCAUCGCGUUUGGUCUCUGGUUCAUGCGCUUCUACAAGCGCAAGCACGCGAAGCAGACGGGUGCCGAGCCCAUGCGCGAAGAUCACCCAAACACAUCCUACCACGGCGCCACCUAUCCUAGCCACGGUGCGAGCUAUCCGAUGCAGAACGGUGCCUGGGGAUACCAGGUGCCGGCCGAGCCCAAGCCCGGGCAGCCGUAUGCGCCGGUGGAGAUGCCCGGGAGCCACGAGCGGGCGGAACUGCAUUGA